This is a messenger RNA of Oncorhynchus keta (chum salmon), 2246 nucleotides long. It is a transcript of the gene ponzr6, whose product is annotated as plac8 onzin related protein 6. The record is from RefSeq and is a predicted model, not a curated record. Bases 1251 to 1751 code for a protein of 166 amino acids. The transcript is spliced from 4 exons. Lineage: Eukaryota; Metazoa; Chordata; Actinopteri; Salmoniformes; Salmonidae.
UGGCCUCACAACUGCAGGACACGUGUACCCCCUCCAGCCCAGGACCUCCACAUCCGACUUCUUCACCUGCAGGAUCGGCGGAAACCAGUCGUCCUAACCAGGGUCUUGACCAGUUUGGCGUCGUAACCGACUUCAGUGGGCAAAUGCUCACCUUCGAUGGCCUGGGGAAUUGGAUGAAUCCUGGUUUCAACUGUACCGGGCAGAUGACAGACAGCGUGCAUGGCAUCGUGUGGGUGAGUGGUUUGCUGAUGUCAACCUUGUGAACAGAGUGCCCCAUGGUGGCGGUGGGGUUAUGGUAUGGGCAGGCAUAAGCUGCAUUUUAUUAAUGGCAAUUUUAAUGGACAUAGAUACCAUGACGAGAUCCUGAAGCCCAUUGUUGUGUCAUUCAUCCACUGCCAUCACCUCAUAUUUCAGUAUGAUAAUGCACGGCCCCAUGUUGCAAGAAUCUGUACACAAUUACUGGAAGCUGAAAACAUCCCAGUUCUUCCAUGGCUUGCAUACUCAUCAGACAUGUCACCCAUUGAACGUGUCUGGGAUGCUUCGGAUUGAUGUGUACGACAGCGUGUUCCAGUUCUCGCCGAUAUCCAGCAACUUUGCACAGCCAUUGAAGAGGAUUGGGAAAGGAUUCUACAGACCCCAAUCAACAGCUUGAUCAACUCUAAGUGAAGGAGAUGUGUUGUGCUGCAUAAGGCAAAUGAUGGUCACACCAGAUACUGACUGGUUUUCAGAUCCACGCUCCUACCUUUUUUUUAAAGAUACAGAUGCAUAUCUGUUUUCCCGGUCAUUCAUGUGCAAGCCUUAGAUUAUGACCUAAUUUAUUUAUUUGAAUUGACUGAUUUCCAUAUAUGAACUGUAACUCAGUAAAAUCUUUGAAAUUGUUGCAUGUUGCGUUUAUAUUUUUGUUCAAUGUAGACAUCUUUGUUAGAAAGAAUACUGUAUUUCCCUUGAUGUAGCGAUUCUAAAUGUAAAAAAUGAACUCUUACCCCACUCUCCCCUAUGACAAUGCAAAUUUCACAAGUGAUAGUGACACACACACACACACAGGUUCCACCCACCACACCGAUACAUUUGGUUGCCAGAGAGAACCUCAGGUAUACACUAACCUGUGCUCACCUGAGAUAUCGUUAGCUGUGCGUCGACCCAUCCGUCCAUGUGAAUUGGAUUCUGUGCAUUCAGCCUUGUUUCCUGCAUCUCCACCCCUCCGAGACACGCCGUAGACCUGACCAUCACCAUCACAUCCAGAAGUAGUGAUGGCAGUCCAGCCCCAGCCGAUGCCUGUAGUGAACAUACAGCCAGGCAUUUUUCGGUCCCCUGCUGACAUAAAGACUGAGGUGUGGAGCAGCAGCAUCUGUGACUGCUGUGAUGACAUGAAGAUCUGUUGCUUAGGGUUCUGGUGCCCAUGCUGUCUGAGAUGUCAGACGAGUACAGACUUUGGGGAGUGUUUCUGUCUCCCCUUGUUGGACAUUUCCACCAGCUGGCUCCCAGCUGCUUCUCUGGCCCUCCGGAGCACCAUGAGGGAGAGAUACCGCAUCCAGGGGUCCAUAUGCGACGACUGCCUCUUGGUCACCUGCUGCACCCCCUGUGCCUGGUGCCAGAUGGCCCGAGAGCUGAAGUUACGACAGCGCCCUCUCCUCCUCGUCAAUGUCCCAUCCCCUGUCCAGAUCAACAUGCAUCCCCCUCAAGCCUUUUCUAACCCCUCUAUGCAUCUACAGCCUAUGCAUGUAGGACUCUACCCCUCCGCGCCACAAUAGAGCCAGCAUAAGCAAGAGACAAAUUAGGGGGUUGUAGAUGAGUGCCAUUCUAGAAUGUGAAACAGGCAGCACAGCCAGCCAACAAUGCAUCACAUUGAUAUCUGUUUUUUUUUAUUGUAAGAAAGCAAACACUUUUAGAGAAAUCAUAACAUGAUCAGGAAAUCAUAACACUAUCAGAAUGGCAUUGAUUGCAGUGAAUUAAUUAAACAAAUAAACGUCCUUAGUGUUUUAUAUAGCUUGUUAAAAAAAUACAGGAAAGCAAACACUUUUAGAGAAAUCAUAACAUGAUCAGGAAAUCAUAACACUAUCAGAAUGGCAUUGAUUGCAGUGAAUUAAUUAAAAAACGUCCUUAGUGUUUUAUAUAGCUUGUUAGACGCUAACACUUAAAUUGACACGAUUAACACAACCAUGCAACUACGGUAUCUGAUUCAUGUAACAUAUCCAUUUUGUACUUUAGAGAAUAUUAAUGUAAUUAAUAAAAUAUUUUAACUUUAA